CGGGCGCGCCCGGCGAGCUCUUGAUUGGCUCCGGCGGGAGAAGGAAGCGGGCUGGGAAAAGGAGGGGGCGGCUGCUGUUCGGCGCUUCUCUUGAGAGAAAGGUCGCCUUGCUGUUUCGCGAGCCUCCGGGAGAGGGAAAAGGCAGCGUCGGCUGUCAGUGGCGGAAAGAAUCUGCUAAAGAAUCGCUUUGGACAGUGCUCACUUUUUAAGCUGAGUUGGACUUAGAAGAUGACGACCACUCUUUCUGUGCUGCGGGAGGAACUGACUUCUGUUGACAGCGAGCUCCAGGCAUUGGAGAUCCAGGUGCAAGAACUUCUGGAACGCCAGCAGGAACUUAUUCAGAAGAAGGCUGUGCUGAAGAAGAAGAUAAAGGAGUGUUCUGACGCAGAGAGCGGGAGCAGUAAAGACACCGAAUCGGCUGCAGUAGCUUGGCACAAGGAAGAUUUUCCUUGGUCCGCAAAGAUCAGAAGUGAGUUGCAGAAGAGUUUUAAACUCCAGAAGUUCAGGUCUUUGCAACUGGAAACAAUCAACGCUACCAUGGCAGGAAGAGACGUAUUCCUCGUCAUGCCAACUGGCGGAGGGAAAAGCCUGUGUUACCAGCUACCGGCAGUAUCUUCUGAUGGCAUUCGGCAGGAUCUUGAAGACCGCUUGAUUCACUUCUGGAACGACCCUCUGCUAGCAGAAUUGGACCCAACCCAUCAAGUGCACUAGUUCAAUCCUUUCAUUUUCAUAUAAUCAACAAAGCCCCAGAGAACCCUCCCAUAUGCACUUACAAUUAUUGUACAAAGUAUUUUCUUUCCUUACUCCUCCUAGGGAGCUAACAGCAAAGUUUUUCCUUAAGCUACAUAAAAAAUAAAACAUUCAUAUUAUUCAAUAUUAAACCUAAAUUUUCAUAUGAAUAAUAAUACAACACUUUUCAUUGUGAAGAUUCACCUACAUAAUUUCCAAACUGAGUUUCAGAUUUCACUUGAAUGGCUCUUCUUCUAUAAGAGCA
Molecule: messenger RNA, 994 nt
Organism: Sphaerodactylus townsendi
Lineage: Eukaryota; Metazoa; Chordata; Lepidosauria; Squamata; Sphaerodactylidae
Gene: RECQL
Product: RecQ like helicase
Exons: 5
Coding region: 229-711 (160 amino acids)
Biological process (GO): double-strand break repair via homologous recombination
Cellular component (GO): chromosome; cytoplasm
Molecular function (GO): ATP binding; nucleic acid binding; four-way junction helicase activity
Source: RefSeq, a predicted model, not a curated record